This is a messenger RNA of Colletotrichum chrysophilum, 2895 nucleotides long. RefSeq lists its product as uncharacterized. Lineage: Eukaryota; Fungi; Ascomycota; Sordariomycetes; Glomerellales; Glomerellaceae. Gene Ontology annotation, biological process: glutathione metabolic process. The record is from RefSeq and is a predicted model, not a curated record. Gene Ontology annotation, molecular function: 5-oxoprolinase (ATP-hydrolyzing) activity. The transcript is spliced from 4 exons. Gene Ontology annotation, cellular component: cytosol. Bases 1 to 2895 code for a protein of 964 amino acids.
AUGUCUCUUUACCGUAUCGGCGUCGACGUUGGCGGCACAAACACCGAUGCUGCCAUCCUCGACAUCACAACCCCUAACACUCCCGGCCGCGGCGUUCUCGCAUCUCACAAAGCCUCAACAACACCGGACAUAACCAGUGGUAUCGAGUCAGCAAUACGAGAAGUCCUGACGACCUCUGCUGUCGAUCAAAAGAAAGUUCUCAGCGUCACUAUCGGCACGACGCACUUCAUCAAUGCUUUGGUCGAAGCCGACACCCGCAGACUCAGCCGCGUUGCUGUCAUCCGCCUCUGUGGCCCUUUCACGAGACAGAUCCCGCCCUUCUCUGACUUCCCGUCUGGCCUGAGGAGAAUCCUAGACGGAGGGUUGUAUUACCUGGACGGCGGGCUGGAGAUUGACGGCCGAGAGAUUGCGCCGCUAGAUCAUGAGCAAAUCAGAAAGGCUGCGAGAGAGAUUGUUGCUGCCGGUGUGCAAGCAGUUGCGCUCGUUGGUGUUUUCGCGCCUCUGGAUCAUGCUUGCGUGCACGAGGAGACCUGCAAGAAGAUUAUCCUGGAAGAAGCGCCGGGGUUGGAUGUCGUCUGCUCUCAUGACAUUGGCCCGCCUGGCUUGCUCGAGCGAGAGAAUGCCACGAUUCUCAAUGCAGCCAUCCUCAGAACAGCGCAGAAGGUUACGCGUGGCUUCAAGCGAGCAAUGACUCGUCUGAGGCUGGCUUGCCCACUGUUCCUCUCGCAGAACGACGGCACGCUCAUCGAUGCGGAUACUGCAGCGGGGUAUCCAAUCAAGACAUUCGCCAGCGGUCCGACGAAUAGUAUGACCGGUGCUGCCUUUCUUGCAGGCCUAGACAAGAUCAAGACAAUGAACACAGAUCCUUCUGAUGCUUCAGUUGCCGAUGCCGUUGAGCCGCAACUGUUGGUGAUCGAUAUCGGUGGCACGACAACAGAUGUCUGCGCCUUACUUCCAUCGGGUUUCCCAAGGCAGGCUCCGGGAUUUGUCGAGGUCGGCGGGGUAAGGACGGCCUUCUCAAUGCCAGAGGUCGUCUCCAUCGGUCUAGGUGGCGGCAGCAAGGUGGGCGUACACUCUACAUCAGGAGAUGUGACUGUUGGUCCAGGGUCGGUUGGGCAUUUCCUCACCCAGCAGUCGAGAGUAUUUGGCGGCUCCACGCUGACCGCAACGGACGUUGUCGUGGCCUCUGGAAAGGCCCAUCUCGGAGACGCCGAUCUGAUCAAAGACGUUCCCGCCGAAACAAUUGAGAAGGCGCGUCGCAGGAUCAAAACAAUGCUCGAGGGUGUCAUUGAGCAGAUGAAAGUAUCUGCCGCCCCGGUGCACGUUCUUUUGGUGGGCGGAGGAGCGCUCCUCGUCACUGAGGACUUAGAUGGCGUCGAAAAGUGCAUCCAGCCGAUUCAUCAAGGCGCGGCCAAUGCCGUUGGAGCCGCAAUUGGUAAAAUUUCUGGAGAGGUCGACGUCAUCGAAAUUUUGGAGGGCAGGGAUGAGAAAGCUGUUGUCGCAGCGACUUGCCAGAAGGCAAUUGACAUGGCUGUUCAGAAGGGCGCGUCAGCGGACGAUGUGCGCAUCGUGGAGGUGAACAAGAUGCCAUUGCAGUACGUCGACAACGGGGCUAUGAGAAUCCAGGUCAGAGCUGUAGGCAAGCUUUGCGUGCCGGAGAAUCCUGUAUUUCCUCCAGAGAGCGGCGACACUGCUCUGGAAGAGGAACAGGAGGACGAGGCGGUGAAGGAAAGCGUCCCCGAUGCUUUAAGUCCCACAACAAAGCCAUCACUCCAUGUAGACCUCGAGACGUACCGACCAAAUGUGGAAGAUGGGGUUUGGUACGUUUCUGAGGUAGACCUCGAGCUGAUUUCGACUGGCUGCGGUGUCCUGGGCACCGGAGGUGGAGGCCCGACGCAUCAUGAGUUCCUUAAGAGUCUACAGGCCUUGAGGACAAGUGAGACAGGCAAAAUGCGGAUCAUCUCACCGAAGGCAUUGAAAGACGAGGAUAUGGUAUGCUUUGGAUCGUGGUAUGGCACGCCCAGUGUCAUCAAUGAGAGAAUCGCUGGUGGCACGGAGAUCCCAAGCGGUAUUGACGCAGUCACCAAGAUUCUGGGAAUCAAGUCUCUCGACGGCAUUUUUAUCGAUGAGAUUGUCAGCGGCGGUGGAAACGGCCUGAGUAUCUUUCCCACGAGUGUCCACUACGACAUCCCCGUUGUCGAUGGCGAUGCCAUGGGAAGAGCGUACCCAACGAUGUACCAAGAGCGCUUCCUGAGGACCGCAGCGAUUGAACUCGGUCUUGGAUGUGCCGUUUGCGCCAGACCCCUUCCUGGGUCGGCCAUCAAGUCUCAUGGCGUCCCUAACACAGUAUCACAGGCAUGGUAUCUUGGACGUGCGGUCCAUAUGGCCCGGAGAAGGAAGUCCAACUACAUAGAUGCAAUCUUUGAUGUUUGUGCCGGCAAACUCCUCUUCACCGGCAAAAUCAUUGAUGUCAGACGCUACGUCGGCGGGGGCUACACGAUGGGCAGCGUCCUUCUCGCCCCUCUCGCUGACGAAGAGCGCGACUCCGAUCCUCGCGGACCCUCGAACGCCGACCGCCAUAUGCUCAUUCCUUUCCAGAACGAGUAUCUCUACGCUGCUCUAACGAACUCUGAGGGAUCCGAAAAAGACCAGGAAGUCAUCUGCACCGUGCCAGAUCUCAUCUCCAUCCUCGGCCAGGAUGGGGAAGCGAUUGGCUCACAAGAUCUGCGGUAUGGCUUGCGUGUGAACGUCAUUGGGCUACCUGCGCAUCCCUUGUGGAAGACAGAGAAGGGAAUGCCUGUGGGAGGGCCAAAGGCCUUUGGACUGGAGAUGCCCUUUGUUGGGGUCGGGGAGUACACGGAGCCGAGGAGCGUCAUUGAAGAGUUUUCGGCGUAA